AUAAAAGUAGUAUAUGUAUAUUUUAACUGUGUGAGCUAGCGCCUUUAAACCACAACCAUAGAACGUGGCUGUGAAUAAUAACAGAUAAGAUUUUGACCCCGCAUGUACACUUGAGGUACAUUUAUUAAGUGUAGAAGUUUUGGAUUUCAUAUAACAUAACCAAAAAUGGCAGACGAUGGUGCUAUUGUUCCACUUCCGGAGAUGCGCGCCUUCGUCGUCCGGUGUAUGGCGGCUGUGGGGAUCCCGGAGACGGACGGAGGCGCGCUGGCGGAGCUGCUGGUAGCUGCAGAUUACAGGGGACACUAUAGCCAUGGGUUAAAUCGACUCGACAUGUACAUCACGGACACAACAAGUAAAACCAUGGCGACUUCCGGUAAGCCGAUCGUUGUCAAGGAAACGGUGGCCACCGCCCUUGUUGACGGAAAUAACAUAUUAGGGCCAGUGGUCGGGAAAUUCUGUAUAGACUUGGCCAUAGAAAAGGCGAAAAAUGCAGGAAUCGGAUGGGUAACCGCCAGGAGAUCAAACCAUUUCGGUAUCGCCGGCUGGUAUGGAAUAAGGGCCAUGGAGCAGGGAAUGAUUGGAAUGGCUUUCACUAACACAUCUCCACUGUUAGUACCGACGCGGGCAAAAGAGUCCGUUCUUGGCACCAACCCGAUAUGUGUGGCAGCGCCUGGUAACCAUGGAGACGGGUUUGUCCUUGACAUGGCGACCACUGCUGUAGCCCUGGGGAAGCGUGUACUGGGCACUAACCCGAUCUGCGUCGCAGCGCCUGGUAACCAUGGCGACGGGUUUGUCCUUGACAUGGCGACCACUGCUGUAGCCGUCGGCAAGAUUGAGCUGGCGGACCGGAAGGAGCAGCCAAUCCCGGAGGGCUGGGCACUUACACCGGAAGGGGCACCCACAAAGGACCCCAAACAGGCGGAAGGGCUCUGUCCGCUAGGAGGCGCAGAAAACACGUCUGGCUACAAGGGGUAUGGAUUAUCGAUGAUGGUGGAGAUUUUCUGCGGUAUCAUGGGCGGGGCCAAGUACGCUCACCACGUUCGCAAGUGGAAAGACCCGGUCCAAAACGAGGCAAACCUAGGACAGUGUUUCGUGGCGAUAGACCCCCGGGCGUUUGCGGACGGUUUUGAGGACAGGAUGAGUGAUCUCAUUGACUACUGCAGAAAUCUUCAACCGGCGGAAGAAGGAGUGGAAGUAAUGGUUCCUGGUGAUCCGGAACGGAAACACAUGGCCAAGUGUGACCAGCAAGGAGGCAUACUCUACCACCCCAACCAAAUUAAAUUUGCGCACGACAUAGCGGCGAAGCUCAACAUAGCACCAAUGAAAAUUUUGUAAAUUUAGUUGUAGGAAUAAAGUGUGAAAACUGUUGAAUUUUGGUUAAAAACAUCAUUUUUGAAUUAC
Mya arenaria is the source of this 1401-nucleotide messenger RNA. RefSeq lists its product as uncharacterized. Gene Ontology annotation, molecular function: oxidoreductase activity. NCBI's taxonomy places the organism in Eukaryota, Metazoa, Mollusca, Bivalvia, Myida, Myidae. The transcript has 13 exons. Bases 166 to 1335 code for a protein of 389 amino acids. The record is from RefSeq and is a predicted model, not a curated record.